AUGGGGCAGCCGGAAGCCAUCCUGCCGGACAGCUGUCAUUGCUUCCAUCUGGGAUGGGGCAUUGACCUAGGGAGUUCAGCCUUGGUUCUUCUAGCGUAUGACACGGCCUUGGUGCUGCAGUGGCUAGAGGAUUUCCUUGAGCCAGAUGGUGGUGAUGAUUUGGUGCAAGGGCUGAAAUACGCGCUUGCCACUGCCAAUCUGUUCUUUCGCACCCUCCGGUCCUGUGGUGUUUUCAUUGAAGGUGCCAAGAAAGAGCUGGUGUUCUUUGCUGGUCAGCAAAUGUGUGAAGCCUAUGGUCACAUGGCGACAAAGUGCUUUCAUCUGGGCUGGAAGAUGUUUCGGCUACGCCCCAAAUUACAUUUUCAGCAGCACCUGACCCUGCUGAUGGGACCGGAGUCAGGGCCCAUUGCCUUUUCGGCAUUGAAUUUUAGCUGCUGGGCCGAUGAAGACUACAUAGGACGAAUUUCGAGACUAUCACGAUCGGUUCAUCCUUUGAAGUCGUCAUACCGGUGCUUGCAAAAAGCCCUAGGCCUAUACAAAUGUCAAUUUCAAUCCAUUCAGGGUGGCUGA
Messenger RNA from Cladocopium goreaui, 570 nucleotides. The record is from the annotation of a GenBank genome assembly. Lineage: Eukaryota; Dinophyceae; Suessiales; Symbiodiniaceae.